GCAGUGUGUGAUCAGUUUUUGAGCAGACUUUGAAGAGAACGCACGCGUUGUCGGUAAAACGAAACGAAACGAGACGCUGUCGCGUAAUGAAGCUGAGUCGAAGAGUGCUUGAAAGUUAUACAAAAACAUAUUUAUCAUAGCCAAAAAAAAAAAAAAAAAUUACAAAUUAAAGCAAAAGCAAACAAAAUCAAAAAAGUAUCGCGAUCGCACACCCCCCACUUGGAUUACGGUCAGCGCGAAAGAGAGCAAAGAAACGAGAAAAUUGAAUAACAAAAUUUAUAUGGAUAAAAAUAUAUAAAGCAAAUUAAGAGCAGUUUUUAUGUGUUGUGUGCUGUGUUUUAUUAUUAUUACAUCCAACACGCUGUGGAUUGUUGUGCAAGCAUCGAUAAAAGAUCUACAAAAUAUUCACAAAAUGGGCUGCAUAUAACGACGGAGCGACUGCAGCCCCCCCUGACAAUCAAAAUCCGAAUACCCUAAAGAAGAAGGAGAAGAAGAAGCAGCAGUAGCACAUAAAACAGCUAGCUAGCUAGCCAGGUUCGCGAGUGGGGUUUCCAGCUAGUUGUAGCUAGAAAUAAGCCAAACACAAAAUGCUGGCUAGCCACAUGCUCUACGUCCUCAUUGCCAGCUGUGUCAUGCCCAUUUUUGGGGCGGCGCUGAGCAAAACGGUAUUGUAUCAGGCUCCAGACGAAUGCCGCUGGUCCGGCGGCGGGGAGCACGACAUCACACUCGUCUGCCAUCUGCGCACCAUCAACUCGGAGCUGGAGAACACAAAUUUCAGUGUGAUCCAGCCGCAUAAUACGGUCCGGCUGCGUCUGGAGUGCAACGAUGCGUUAUUCUUCCAGAGCAGCCUCAGCCCGGACAGCUUUCGCUCGCUGGUGGAGCUCAGGGAUCUGACCAUCGAGUACUGCAAGCUGGGCAAUCUGACGGAGGGCUCCUUUCGUGGCCUGCAGGAGCUGAGGAAUCUGACCAUUCGCACGCACAACGGCGACUGGUCGACCAUGUCGCUGGAGAUGGCCUCCAACAGCUUUGUGGAGUUCCGGCAGCUGGAGCGACUCGAUCUGAGUCUCAACAACAUUUGGCUCAUACCGGAUGGCAUGGUCUGUCCGCUCAAGUCGCUGCAGCACCUGAAUGCCUCCUACAACAAGAUCCAGGACAUCAGCAACUUCUACUUCAGCGCCUCGCUCAGCUCGAGGAAGUCGCGCGUGUGCGGCUCGACGCUGCAGUCGUUGGAUCUGAGCGCCAACAAGAUGGUCAGCCUGCCGUCGGCCAUGCUGUCGGCGCUGGUCCGGCUGACCCACUUGAACAUGGCGCGGAACAGCAUGAGCUUUCUGGCAGAUAGAGCAUUCGAGGGCCUGAUAUCGCUGCGCGUCGUCGAUCUGUCGGCGAACCGCUUGACCUCGCUGCCCCCGGAGCUGUUUGCCGAGACCAAGCAGCUGCAGGAGAUAUAUUUGAAGAACAACUCGAUUAAUGUGCUGGCACCGGGCAUCUUUGGCGAGCUGGCCGAGCUGCUGGUGCUGGACCUGGCCAACAAUGAGCUCAACUCGCAGUGGAUCAAUGCGGCCACGUUUGUGGGAUUGAAGCAGCUGGUGCUGCUGGAUCUGUCGGCGAACAAGAUCAGUCGACUGGAGGCGCACAUCUUCCGGCCGCUGGCCAGUCUGCAAGUACUGAAGCUGGAGGGCAACUACAUAGAUCAGCUGCCCGCUGGCAUCUUUGCCGAUCUGGGCAAUCUGCAUACGCUGAUCCUGUCCAACAAUCGCAUCUCUGUGAUCGAGCAGCGCACGCUGCAGGGCCUGAACAAUCUGCAAGUGCUCUCCCUGGACUACAAUCGGCUGACGCGCCUGGAUGCGCGUGCCUUGAUCAAUUGCAGUCAGCUGCAGGAUUUGCAUCUGAACGACAAUAAGCUGCAGACGGUGCCAGAGGCGCUGGUCCAUGUGCCCCUGCUGAAGACGCUGGAUGUGGGCGAGAAUAUGAUUACGCAAAUAGAGAACACGAGCAUCACUCAACUGGAGAAUCUCUAUGGGCUGCGCAUGACGGAGAACUCGCUGACGCAUAUACGCCGAGGCGUCUUCGAACGCAUGAGCUCACUGCAAAUAUUGAAUCUGUCGGGCAACAAGCUGAAGUCCAUCGAGGCGGGCGCGCUGCAGCGGAAUACCCAAUUGCAGGCCAUACGGCUGGACGGUAAUCAGCUGAAGAGCAUCGCCGGCCUGUUCACCGAGCUGCCCAAUCUGGUGUGGCUGAAUAUAUCGGGUAAUCGAUUGGAGAAAUUCGAUUAUUCGCACAUACCCAUCGGACUGCAGUGGCUGGAUGUGCGUGCCAAUCGGAUCACGCAGCUGGGCAACUACUUCGAGAUCGAGAACGAGCUGAGCCUGAGCACCUUCGAUGCCAGCUACAAUUUGCUGAGCGAGAUCACGGCCAGCUCGAUACCGAACAGCGUGGAGGUGCUCUAUCUGAACGACAAUCUGAUCAGCAAGAUACAGCCCUAUACGUUCUUCAAGAAGCCCAAUCUCACGCGCGUCGAUCUCGUGCGGAACAAGCUGACCACGUUGGAGCCGAACGCCCUGCGACUGUCCCCCAUUGCCGAGGAUCGCGAGAUUCCCGAGUUCUACAUUGGCCACAAUGCCUACCAGUGCGAUUGCAAUCUCGAUUGGCUGCAGAAGAUCAAUCGGGAGUCACGCACGCAGCCGCAGCUCAUGGAUCUCGAUCAGAUCUAUUGCAAAUUGUCUUAUGCACGCGGCGCCACGCAUCUCUCGCUGAUCGAGGCCAAGUCCAAUGACUUCUUAUGCAAAUACGAGUCGCACUGCUUUGCCCUCUGCCACUGCUGCGACUUUCAGGCCUGCGACUGCAAAAUGGAGUGCCCCGAUCGCUGUUCCUGCUAUCACGAUCAGUCCUGGACCUCCAAUGUGGUCGACUGCAGUCGCGCCAGCUACGAUCGCUCGCUGCCCUCGCACAUACCCAUGGACGCCACGCAGCUCUACUUGGAUGGCAAUCACUUUGCGGAGCUGCAGAGCCAUGCGUUCAUCGGACGCAAGCGCUUGAAGGUGCUGCACUUGAAUCACUCGCGCAUCGAGACCCUGCACAAUCGCACCUUCUACGGCCUGCUCGAGCUGGAGGUGCUGCAGCUCCAGAACAAUCAGCUGAGCGCGCUCAACGGCAACGAGUUCCAGGGUCUGGACAAUCUCCAAGAGCUCUACCUGCAGCACAACGCCAUUGCGACCAUAGACACGCUCACCUUUACCCACCUGUACCACUUGAAGAUCCUGCGGCUCGAUCACAAUGCCAUUGGCACCUUCGCCGUGUGGAACUUCCUGCCCAGCUACCUCAAUGAGCUGCGUCUCUCUGGCAAUCCCUGGAGCUGCCAGUGCGAGUUCAUUGACAAGCUGCGCGACUACACGAACCGGCACGAGUACGUGCUGGAUCGCCAGCAGCUGCGCUGCGAAAUGCCCGGCAACAGCACGCAGCAGCAGGCCGUGCAGAUGGCGAUCUUCGCGGCGGCCGGCGAGACGCUGCCCGUGGUGCAGUGCAGCCAGACGCUGCAGCUGGGCCUGGACAACAGCUUCAACGCUGCGGAGCGAGCGGGCGCUGGCGCUGGCGAAGCGGCUGGCGGCAAUAUGACCUCCACCAAGAUGAUACUCACGCAGCCGCCCAAGCAGGACUACAUACCCAUUCUGGUGGCCAUACUGACCGCCUUCAUCUUCAUCAUGAUCUGCACGCUGCUGGUGUUCAUCUUCCGGCAGGAGAUGCGCGUCUGGUGCCACUCGCGGUUCGGCGUGCGCCUCUUCUACAACGGCCAGAAGGAUGUGGACAAGAACGAGCGGGAGAAGCUCUUCGAUGCAUUCAUCUCGUACUCGUCUAAAGAUGAGCUGUUCGUGAACGAGGAGCUGGCGCCCAUGCUGGAGCUGGGCGAGCACCGCUACAAGCUGUGCCUGCAUCAGCGCGACUUUCCCGUGGGCGGCUACCUGCCCGAGACCAUUGUCCAGGCCAUCGACAGCAGUCGACGCACCAUCAUGGUCGUCUCCGAGAACUUCAUCAAGUCGGAGUGGUGCCGCUUCGAGUUCAAGUCGGCGCAUCAGUCGGUGCUGCGCGAUCGCCGGCGACGCCUCAUUGUCAUUGUGCUCGGCGAGGUGCCGCAGAAGGAGCUGGACCCGGAUCUGCGGCUCUACCUGAAGACCAACACCUAUUUGCAGUGGGGCGACAAGCUCUUCUGGCAGAAGCUGCGCUUCGCUCUGCCCGAUGUUAGCUCCUCGCACCACGCCCAGCGCUCGGGCCAGCCCUGCCAUGCGCCCAUCAACCAUCCCGCCUACCACCAUCAUCACCAUCUGCAGCAGCAACAGCAGCAGCAUCUCCAGCAGCAGCAGCAGCAGCUGCCGUUGCAUGCAGCGCAUUCUGUGCCGCAUCCGCAUCAUCAUCAGCAGCAGUUCAUGCUGCCCCCGCCUCCGCUGCCCCUGCAGCCGGGCAGCUUCCGGCGACAGCCCUCCACACAGCAGCAGCAUCGCUCCAAUGCGAACAUCAACAACAACAACCAACAGCAGCAGCAGCAGGCAGCGCUGCUCAUGGGCGGCGGAGGAGGAGGAGGAGGCGGCGGCGGAGGUGUUGUUCCGGGCGCCCAGCCACAGAUGAUUCCCCUGGCGGGCGGCAUACAGCAGCAGAGUCUGCCGCUGCCGCCGCAGGGGACGUCGCAGCCGACGCCAGCGUCGCGCAAUUUGCACAUGUGAGUGAGUGAGAUAGGUAAAAAGAGAGAAAGAAAUGCAAUUUCGUUGUCUAAUUAGAAUUUUUGUUAAGGCUUAAUAGAGUUUAAGCUUAAGUCCAAAAAGAAAGAGACAAAAUGAGUUAGAGAUAGAGAGGGACAGCAGGAAGUCACUUGAAAGUUCACAUUUGACUCAGUUCAGCGCUGGUUCAGUUCCUAACUGGUUCAAAAAGCAAAAGUUGCAAAGAAAGUUCAGGCGAGUGAAAGAGAGAGAAAGCUUGAAAAGGAUGAAAGGCAAACAAAACUCAUUUUCAAGCUAUUGUUAAAGACAGAAAGAGAGAGAGGGAGUGAAAGAGGGAGACGCACAGGCAGAGAAUUAAGGAGUUGAAACUAAAUUAAAUCUAGUUUUUUUGAUAUUGUUGGCAAUUUGCGUUUCGGCUUUUGGCUUGAAACCCGUUUUGAUGCCAGGCUCAGAGCGAGCCGCAAUUGGCAAAGCUUUUUAGCAAAGCUUCCCUGCAAAUAAAAUAAGAGUCGGAGCCAAAUAUGCAAAUGAAAAGCGUUUAGCGAUAAAAAGCCUAGCUACAUGUUCAAAUAGCAGCAACAACAAUUGCAGCUGGGGGCAACAGCAGCAGCAGCAGCAAGAAUGAAACAACAACAACUGUAAACAGUAAAAUACCAAAUAGUUGGCAACAGCGGUUCGGGGCGGGUGUAGAACGGAGCCAAUUGUUGUUGGCCCUGUUCUGUUUUCUUACGGCAAGCUAUUUUCAGUUUCCUGGCUCGCAGCAAGAUUCAGAAAAUUGAUGUUGCAUGCAACACAGCAACACUGCAGCGGCAACCAGUCGAUGCGAUGCAGACGCAGCCAAGGCCCAAAACAAUUUUUCUCUCUCUCCUUCAUUUUGUUAUUUUCUCUUAGCUUCUUCCAUUCUUCCCUCUCUCUCUCUCUUGCGCACUCUAUUCGUAUGUUGUUGCAACGUUCACUCGUUAGUUCGUCUUAACUGCUGCAUUUUACUGUAACAAGCCGUGUGUCUGAUUGUGUGUGUGUGUGUGUGUGUGGGGCAUAGAAAAUAGGCAACGCGAAACAUCACUGAGCUCAUGUCUGGGCAAAAACUGACAAAAACAAAAAAAUAAAAGGCACAGCUCGAGCAGAAUGAAAAGAAAUUGUAACAAAAAGUGAGGCGAGCGACACCGUCAGGGCCACUGCAUAGAGACGGACGGACACGGCCACAGACGUAGAACUAGACCGGCAACAGACGAACUGAAAGAGAGAGAGAGAAAUGGAGAGGGAGAGGGAGAGAGGUAGAUACCUAGACAUGUUCUCUGGCUAUGGCUGUGGCAGACUUUUGGCAGCUGCAACACACUCCUACACAGACAGAGUUUUCUGUUUUUGGGCCCCAGCUACACGUGGCGAGAGUGUCGGCGGGCGCUAAGGUUAGCCGGGCUAAAAGAUCAAGCAGCAUGCAAAGCUACGCGCUGAAAUUGGCCCACAAGGGAGGUCAACUGUGGCAGGCUAAGCUCUGGCCAAGCAGAAACUUGCUUAAAGGUCAGCGUGAAGCCAGAGCAAGUUUGCUGAUGAUCUGGCAACACUGAUUUAUGGCAUGUGUGGGUGUGUACGUGUGUGUGUGUGUGUGUGUGGCUGCGCUAACAACUAUCAAAAAGUUGUUAACUAAGCGUAACUAAAUUGGCUAAUACGAGCUGCAGUAUUGACCCUAGUUUCUUAGCCAAAAACUAAUUGUUAACUGCAUUCGCCUGCACAGAAGUUGGCCAGGUAGAUUCGCACGUGUGUUGUUGGCUUAAACUGUCGUUUACUUGGGCCAAGGCAAAAUCAAACUGCCAAAGUAACAAGGGAGACACAGACACACACACACACACACACACACUCGUGCAACGUGUAGAAGAAUAGAAUUGCAAGGAAACAGAAAAAGAACCAGACAGAACUGAACAUUGCUACAGAUUAGUUGGCUGCGAUUAAAAUCUACCUUGUUGUUGUUUGUUACGCCUGCUUGUCUUUUGUAUCUGUCUCUCUCUCUUUCUCGCUCUCUCUCUCUCUUUCUCGCUCUCUCUCUCUCUCUCUCUCAUACACACCCUCAGCUAGCUGGUAAGAUAGAAACAUCCAACUAAAUGCAUUCCAAAAGCAAGAAACUAGUUAACUGUUAGACAUCUGCAUAGUUACGUUACGUUUCGUUUCGUUUCAUCUCGUUUCGUUUCGUUCCGUUAAAAUUGUAUAUAUCUAAAAGGAGAACUUUAAGUUUAAGAGAAGCAAACAUGUUAAAUUGUACGUUUAUUUGUUUAAUAAUUGUGAUAUUUUGUUCAAUUAAGUCUUAAAUUAUAAACACAUAAAUAUAAAUAUAAAUAUAUAUAAAUAUGAGAAUAUAAAACGAGAAACAACUAUUAAUAUUAUGUUAUGUUCGUCGAUGCUAUCAAUAACUAUUUAAAUUGUAAACUCUUCUCCUCAUAAGUUAUGUUAGUCCAUAAGCUGAAUUAGCCCGAAUCCGAACACACACACACACACACACGACACGCACACACAUCGUUCACAGCCAUAUUAACUCUAUAAAAUGUCAGGUGUGUUUGUGUGUGUGUGUGUGUGUGUGUCUGUGCAUAUAUAAAUCGACUGAUUACAUCUAGAUAUGUACAUGUAUCUGUUAGCUAUAUAAAUCUUGAUUACGAUGUAAA
Messenger RNA from Drosophila mojavensis, 7357 nucleotides. RefSeq names its product toll-like receptor Tollo (gene Tollo). The transcript has a single exon. NCBI's taxonomy places the organism in Eukaryota, Metazoa, Arthropoda, Insecta, Diptera, Drosophilidae. The record is from RefSeq and is a predicted model, not a curated record. Gene Ontology annotation, biological process: signal transduction. Gene Ontology annotation, molecular function: protein binding. The coding region runs from base 588 to 4712 and encodes 1374 amino acids.